This is a messenger RNA of Conger conger (European conger), 1934 nucleotides long. RefSeq names its product mitochondrial ribosomal protein L41 (gene mrpl41). Gene Ontology annotation, molecular function: structural constituent of ribosome. Gene Ontology annotation, cellular component: mitochondrial large ribosomal subunit. The record is from RefSeq and is a predicted model, not a curated record. Bases 374 to 781 code for a protein of 135 amino acids. The transcript is spliced from 2 exons. Lineage: Eukaryota; Metazoa; Chordata; Actinopteri; Anguilliformes; Congridae. Gene Ontology annotation, biological process: translation.
UACACGCACUUCUCUAUGACAGUUCUGACCACGCAGCCAUCUGCGGAGCAGGAGCCCAGCAAACUGCACUGUAAUAGUGAUUCAUUUUCAAACCUCCUACUUACUAGAUUUCCUUCUGUGCGCUUUGUCUCCCUCCCUCUGUGGCACAUCAACUUCGCUGGCUACGUUCCCUCACGCAGUCAUAGUAGUUUAAAUCUUGGCUACAGCCCCGACUCUCAGAAACUUACCACCAGUAUUCGCGAAGCUGAUUGGCUGUCAACAUCUAAAAUCGUCCUAUCAGAGCAACGAGUGUUCGUAUGUGCAGUUUUCUUUAUCUACAGUGGCGUGCGCAGGGUGGUCAAGUAGACGCCUGCAGACCCUGUAAGACGCACACAUGGGGCUGCUGUCGGCGCUGACGGGAGGACUGGUGCGGGGGGGGCGACGCAUGGCGGUGACCUCCACCAAACGCGGCCCCAAGAUGAUGAACAAGGGCGGGCCUGCAAAGCCAACCGGCGUGCUCAUCUCCAGCAGAAAGUUUCUGAAGGUAAAGGAGAUGGUCCCGGAAUUUGUGGUUCCUUCCCUGGAGGGCUUCAAGCUGAAGCCGUACGUGUCCUACCGCACCCCCGAAGGGACGGAACCGGUCCUCACCCCAGAGGCACUUUUCUCCCAGGCUGUGGCCCCGCAGAUCAAGAAGGACUUCGAGGAGGGGACAUUCAGCCCAGACCAGCUGGAGAAAUACGGAUUUGAACCCACACAGGAUGGAAAGCUCUUCAAGCUUUACCCUAAGAACUUUGUCCGGUAGAUAAGACUCGUACUCUCCUCAUGAAACUAUUUGGUGGGAAAGAGAUGCUUAAGCAGCGGUGAACAAAGACAUAAACUUAAUGUAAAUUCUGACCAGCACAGCAAUUUCAUGUGUAAUGUACAGUGCCCUCCAUAAUGUUUGGGACAAUGACCCAUCAUUUAUUUACCUCUGUAAAGUGCAAGUGGUUAAAGUGCACAUUGUCAGAUUUCAAUAAAGCGCAUACAAUUUUUCGAAAUUACAGCACCCCAUUUCAAGGCACCAUCAUUUUUGGGACACAGCAAUGUUAUGUCAAUGAGUCAUCAUGUUUAGCAUUUUGUUGCAUAUCCUUUGCAUACCAUGACUUUCUGAUGUCUGUGACCUAUCAACAUCAUCAGUCUGGAUGUCCUAUUUUCAGGUUGACCUUCAAGUGGUGCUAAAACAGUACAAUACAGUACUGAUACAGAAUGGAACACAUUUCUUGGCUGAAUAGCUUUAAAUCAAGGGUCCUAGGUAUCGAGCCUUAAACCACCAUGCUGCUGUCAGAUAUGCAGUAGUUAUGAAAAUAAUUUUCUCAAAUGUUUUUUUACAUUGAGUUCAACAGGAGAAUUUGUCAGGAGAAGCAAUUAUUUUAUUGAAACUAAACAUGACUACUUUCAUCUGCAUAAUAUUGCUGUGACCCAAACAUUAUGGUGCCCUGAAAUGGAGGGGCUGUGUAUAAACACUGCAGUAAUUUCUAUAUGCUGAAACCGAAAUGUAUAAAAAUGCAGAAGUGCACAUUAUUAAUGUCAGAUAUUAAUAAUUUGCACUUCACCCACUUUAGGGGGGGUUCUGACGAAGUAAUUUCUAUAUGCUGAAACCGAAAUGUAUGAAAAUGCAGAAGUGCACAUUAUUAAUAUGUCAGAUAUGAAUAAUUUCCACUUCACCCACUUUAGGGGGGGGUUCUGACGAAGUCAGUCUUUGGAGUAUUUGAAGCUUGGUUAUUGUCAGUACCAAAUGCAGACAUACAGUUCUGUGCAAAGUAAUUGAUUACAUUUCUUUUUAUCAUUAAAAUUUCAGUCAUGAGGUUCUGCAUCAUUGUCCAGGGAAGAUUAUAGUUGAGCAUUGCUUUGUGUUGGAAUUUCUACAAAUAUACCUCUGUCCUGUGGCAGACUGAGCUAAAUUAUGGCAAAUAGUA